UCUGAUGUCAUGAGGAGUAAUUGAACCCUCACUGAGGAAGGCUGCAGACCGGAUCCCCGCCUCUCACCGGACUGGAUUCCGCUAUGGGGAGAAGGUCUGCUGUGGGAACAUGGCGCACUUACUCCGGAUUCACUUCCCCCAGGAAAAGCUCCACAGCAUCGGUUCUUAGCGCACAGACUCUCCCCACAUCCACACACAGAUAAGGUCUCUGUGGAGCUCGGGUAACUCGCAGAGCUGUGUUCCUCUCGUGUCGGUUUGGAUGUGUUUUCUCGUCCUUCCUCACUCCUCUUCCUCUUCUUCCUCACUCCUCCUGCUGCUGUGGGAUGAAAGUUUGGAGCCGUCGGGUUUAGCAGACAGAGAGCAGGAUGGAAAAGCACAGAGUGAGGAAAGAGAAGUUCUCUCUGUUCGGUUCUCGCUCCACCAGCAGGACCGCCAACCCUCCCUCGUCCUCCUCCUCCUCCUCCUCUCCCGUCAUCCCUCCUUCAGUCCCUAAACUGAAAAAGAAUGAGCGCCCGCCUGCCUCCAGCCCCCCGAGCAGACUGGGCCCGCCUGGUCUGAGUAAAGCAGAGUUCCUGGAGCGUGUGCGCCGCAGUAACCAGGCCUGCCAGCAGGGGGAGUUUGCUCUGGCGGUGCAGCUUUACAGCGAGGCCCUGACCGCCGACCCGCAGAACUGCAUCCUGUACAGCAACCGCUCGGCGGCCCACCUGAGGCUGGGACAGUACAGCAUGGCGCUGGACGACGCCGUCAAGGCUCGAGUCAUCAACCCAAAGUGGCCGAAGUCUGGUCUGGACGGCCUGGAUUUCGAGGUUUUUGUGGCUUCUGACAGAGUGAGGUCCAUGGGGAGUCUGCAGCAGGCGCUGGUGUGCUUCGAGAAGCGUCUGGUGGUGGCUCAUGAGCUGGGCGGUGAAGGAGGAGGGAAGGCUCAGGCGUACUGGGAGCUGGGCACCUUACACAGCCAGCUGGGGAACUACGAGCAGGCCCUGUCCUGCCUGGAGCACCAGCUGAACAUCGCACGCACAGCCGGGGAUAAAUCCCUGGAGGCUGAGGCGAGUGAUGCGCUCGGGGGUGUUUAUCAGCUGAUGGCAGACAACGAGACAGCGCUACAGUGGCACCAAAGAGCGUUGGACAUCGCCGAGCAGACCGGGUGUGUGAGGAGCCAGGGUCGAUCCUACGGAAACCUGGGACUGACCUACGAAGCUUUAGGGAACUACGAGCGGGCCGUGGUCUUCCAGGAGCAGCACCUGAGUGUGGCGGCUCAGACCAACGACCUCAUCGCUAAAACUCUGGCGUACGGGAGUCUGGGGAGGAUUCACCACGCUCUGCAGAACUCUGCUCAGGCCGUGAUGUACCUGCAGGAAGGUCUGCGUCUGGCGGAGCAGUUAGGUCGGAGAGAAGAUGAAGCUAAGAUACGCCAUCGACUCGGCCUGUCGCUGUGGGCGGGAGGGAACCUGGAAGAGGCUCAACAUCAGCUGUACAGAGCGUCUGUGUUGUUUGAGACGAUCCGUCAUGAGACUCAGCACAACACGGAUUACAAACUCUCCCUGUUUGAUCUGCAAACCAGCUCGUACCAGGCCCUCCAGAGGGUCCUCGUCAGCCUGGGUCGGCAUGAUGAGGCUUUAGCGAUAGCGGAGCGAGGGCGAACCCGAGCCUUCGCCGACCUCCUGGUCGAGCGUCAGAAAGGUUGUCAGUCCGCAUCGAGCGCCGAUCCUUACAUCCCGGUUACCGUGGAGAACAUCCUGGAGACGGUGAACGCUCAGAGGGCCGUGGUCCUCUACUACUCUCUGGCUGGGAGCUUCCUCUACAGCUGGCUGAUCGCACCUGGAACAGGUAUCGUGAAGUUUAACGAGGUGUACCUGGGAGAGGUCGGGGCGGAGACGUCGGAGCUGCAGGAUGGAGGUGGGAGUCCACAGGGCGGAGGAGGAGGAGGAGGAGGACCUUUGUCUCUGGAUCAAUACAUCAGCAACGCCAGAGAGGCUCUGGGUCUGGACAGCCACUACAGCAGAGUCUGCUCCAGCAGUGAGACUGAGAGUGAAGCUGGAGACCUGUUGGAGCAACAGUUUGAGGAGCUGAACAACAAACUGACGUCGGCCACAGACCCCACAGGCUACCUCCGCAUGGUGUCCAGGAACAACGUCUUCAACAGAAGCUGUCAGAGCAUGACGAGUCUGUACAGCGCCACCGUCUCUCCGGCGAAGGACAGCCCGUCCUCUCCUCUGUGCCGGCCGAGCAACAUCAGCAAACCUCCUCUACGAGCUCUUUACGACCUACUCAUCGCUCCGAUGGAGGGGGGUCUGAUGCACAGCAGUGGACCGGUGGGCCGACACAGACAGCUGGUGCUGGUGCUGGAGGGAGAGCUCUACCUGAUCCCGUUUGCCUUGCUCAAAGGCAGCUCCUCUAAUGAGUAUCUUUAUGAGAGGUUCAGCCUCAUCUCUGUUCCUUCUUUGGCCAGCCUGGGAGCAACAAUCAAGCCUCACCCUCGCCGCGGUGGUCCCUUACUCUGCUCAGACGGAGGUUCAGUAGCAGCAGUGGUCGGAGCUCCUCGCCUGCCUCCCUCCGUGAUGGACCGCUGGCUGUGGGGCCCUCUGCCCUCUGCUCAGGAGGAAGCUCUGUGGCUCGGGGAGCAGCUGGGGUGUCAUCCUUUAACCGGAGCGAACGCCACGAAGGAGCGCGUUCUAGCAGCUCUGAGUCAGGCCGAGUGUGUCCACUUUGCCACUCAUAUAUCCUGGAAACUCGCCGCUCUGGUUCUUGCGCCCAGCCAGGAGCACGCAGGAGGAGGAGGAGGAGGAGGAGGAGGGCGGCCCAUGGAGAGGUCGCCUUGUGGGGCGUCAAACUCAGGCGACACUGGAAGUCAAAGUGGGAAACUGAAGGGUUCGUUUUUAAGAAGUCGCAGCAGCCCGGAGAGACUGAGAGGAGCAGAUGAGAUGAGCGACGACGGAGAGAGUGUGUGUGACAUAGAGAGUGUGUGUGACAGCCCUCCUCUUCACGACUUCCUCCUCACCGCCGCAGACAUCCUGGACCUCUGCUUGAGCGUCAAACUGGUCGUCCUGAGGUUGUACACAGAGUCCAGCAGCAGGGUGUCGGCGGACGGGGUGGUGGGUCUGACCCGGGCCUUCCUCGCAGCAGGGGUGCAGUGUGUGUGCGUGUCUCUGUGGCCUGUGCCGAUCGCCGCCUCCAAAGUGUUCACACACACCUUCUACACGGCUCUCCUCAACGGGACCAAAGCCAGCGCCGCUCUGAGCGAGGCCAUGAAGACUCUGCAGAGCAGCAAGCACUUCUCACACCCCUCCAACUGGGCCGGCUACAUGCUAAUUGGGAGUGACGUGAAGCUGAACAGCCCAAUGUCUCUGGUGGGUCAGGCUCUCGCAGAGAUCCUGCAGUACCCAGUGAGAGCAAGAGACGCCCUCAGAGUGCUGCUGCACCUGGUGGAAAAGUCUCUGCAGCGGAUUCAGAGCGGUCAGUGUAACCCGAUGUACACCUCACAGCAGAGCGUGGAGAACAAGGUCGGCGGCGUGCCCGGGUGGCAGGCGCUCCUCUCUGCGGUGGGUUUCCGCUUAGAUUUCUCCGGAAGCGGCGCCAGUCUCCCUGCGGCGGUUUUCUUCCCCACGUCGGACCCCGGGGAUCGACUGCAGCAGUGCAGCACCACCCUGCAGUCUCUACUCGGUCUCACUCCUGCAGCUCUGCAGGCUCUGUGCAAACUGGUGACUGUGUCUGAGGCCGGGGAACAGCUCAUCCACAAGCUCCACCAGGUCCUGGUCCAGCUGCAGUCAGGGGACAAAGAGCAGGACUUCUCUCUGGCUCCGAUCCAGAUGUCCAUCAGUGUUCAGCUCUGGAGGCUUCCAGGCUGCCACGAGUUCCUGGCUGCUCUCGGUUUCGAUCUGUGUGAGGUCGGUCAGGAGGAGGUCGUUCUGAAGACUGGAAAGCAGGCGAGCAGACGCACCAUGCACUUUGCUCUUCAGUCUCUUCUGGCUCUGUUUGACUCCACAGAGCUCCCCAAGCGUCUGAGCAUGGACAGCUCGUCCUCCCUGGAGUCUCUGUCGUCCUCCCAGUCCACCUCCCAGCCUCAGUCCUUACCCCUCUCCUUCAGCGGCUACCCCCCUCAGCCCUCCUUCCUCCCCCCCGUCUGCCCCGACAACCUCUCCUGCGACGCCAUCUCCGUCUACAGCCUCAGCUCGCUCGCCUCCUCCCUCAGCUUCCUGUCCCGCCCUGAGCCCGCAGGAAGUGACAUCAUCAGCCAGCACUCGCAUCAGCAGAACCUGGACAGAACUCGAGGGGGGGGCGGUCUGUACUCCUCGCAUCGGCACUCGGGCGGCUUGCAGCGAGGUCGGCUGACGAGUCACGGCGGAGGUGGAGGAGGAGGAGGAGGUGAGGAUGAGGAGUACGAGGGUUACUCCAUCAUCAGCAGCGAGCCGUUAGGGCGAGGGCGGAGGGAGUGUGACACGCUGCCUCUGCCUGCAGGACACAGACAGGCCAGAGGGGGCGCCGGGAGAGGGUCUGCAUCCUCCUAUCCUCUCACAGUUUCCUCAAAGGGAAGCGUCAGCACGCCGACGUCUCCGAUCAAAGCUCCGCCCCCGCUGCCACGAAAACCUGCGAGCCCCAAAGACAAGCAGCAGACCUCGUCUCCUGUAAAGACAGGGAAAGGGAAGGUCAGCAGCUCUGAGUCGGACCAGUCGAGCACCGAGACAGACAGUACCGUCAAGUCCCAGGAGGAGAGGACGGUUCCUGCGGGACAGCUGGACCCUCAGGAACUGGCCCAGAAGAUCCUGGAGGAGACGCAGAGCCACAUGCAGGCUGUGGAGAGCCUGCAGAAAGCAAACAUCAGAGGGAAGACGGCGAGGGGAGGCGAGGCCCGGCAGACUUCUCUGUCCACUCCUACAACCCCGACUUUGUCCCCCACAGGAGGAGCGCGAGGGUUCCAGCCCUCCGAGAGGAGCGCCUUCAGUAGACCCCCCAGCAGAGCCAGUUUAAAGGCGUCCUCUUCUCCUCUCUCGCUCUCUGGACAUCUUUCCCCUCUUUCCCCUUCUGCUUCGACGCCUCCUCCAACGCGACCUAAACCUCCGUCACGCUCUUCAUCUCUGCAGAAAAUCAGCUCCGGGUGGAGCAGCCCGGCUCCGUCUUUAUCCCUCUCUAUGAAAAGCCAGACUUCACCUUUCUACACUGGUUCUCCAGAGGUCCACACCCAGGCUCCACUCAAACUCAAACACCCUCCUUCACCUUACACCUCCCACAUGUCACCUGCACCUUCACCAGCUCUUUCCUACUCCUCUGCAGGAUCCAUGUCAGCCUCCUCCAGCCCUGCAAACACUCCCGAACUGAACCAGUCCAAACCGGAACAUAAAGUCCAGACUAUUCAUAACUUAAAAACCUUCUGGGCCAACGCCGGGCAGAAACACGAGGAGCCGUGUGCGGCCGGGUUACUGCGAGGCGCGAAUAAGAAAAUGAGCACUGUUCAGAAGGAUGUUUUAGGUCUGCUGAACCUCUCACCUCGACACGAGUCUGUGAGCAGACCCGUGGAGGAAUCUAAGGAGCACAACACUGGGGAGCGACCGAACGGUCACCACACGCUGGAGGCUAAACCACCUCCGCCCGUGAGCUCUAAAGGGAGCAUCAAACUCCCCUCUGGGAACGGCUACAAGUUUCACUCUCCUGGACAUUUUUUUCCUUCCUCUAAAUGCUGAGAGUUUGGAUAUUUGCCGUGCAGAGCCGUAGCCUGUAUUUAAGAAGCGGGUGUAGCCACCAUGGCGUCACUUACUGGUUUGUGGACGACCGUUGUGAAGCCUCAAGUUUUGGCGUUAGUUUAUUUUGGCGCCGGAUGCAACCAUAGGAAGAGCAAAGAGUUAGAUCAGCACUUGCCAGGUGUUUUCUUUGGUCAGUAAAGUAACAUGAACAAGGAUUCUUACUUUUGCAAGCAUAAAGGCUUAAAGUGAAGUGUCUUUCACCUGCAUUCUUUCUAAUGGCCAGCAGGGGGCGAGCUCAUCAGCUGCAGAAA
This is a messenger RNA of Notolabrus celidotus (New Zealand spotty), 5986 nucleotides long. It is a transcript of the gene ttc28, whose product is annotated as tetratricopeptide repeat domain 28. The transcript is spliced from 23 exons. Gene Ontology annotation, molecular function: protein binding. The coding region runs from base 366 to 5675 and encodes 1769 amino acids. Lineage: Eukaryota; Metazoa; Chordata; Actinopteri; Labriformes; Labridae. The record is from RefSeq and is a predicted model, not a curated record.